Purpureocillium lilacinum is the source of this 420-nucleotide messenger RNA. Lineage: Eukaryota; Fungi; Ascomycota; Sordariomycetes; Hypocreales; Ophiocordycipitaceae. The record is from RefSeq and is a predicted model, not a curated record.
AUGGCCAAACACACAAUCUACCUUGUUACGUAUGACCGAGGCACGAACUCUGUCACCGACAAGAUCAAUCCAUACCAUUGGGCCUACUUCAUUCAAGUCGAGCUCACUUCCGGUGAAAACAUGGGAAUAGCUCACCAAUUGCGCGGCAUGCCUGGGUCCUUCUACUACAAGGGUCCGGAGAAGGUUGACCUCAGCAAGUCUGGACGAUUGAAGGAAGAGCUAGAGGUCGGCGAGGUUGGUUCAUCCAAGAUACAGAGAGUCCACGACAUUCUGAAGACCGUUCGAAUCGACAAGGUCGAGUCUUCUGGCUGGAAUUGCCAAGACUGGGCACUUGAAGGCUUUGAUCUUCUGAAGGCGGAAGGCUUUAUCUAUGAUCAUAUGGAGGCGAAUGCCGUGAAGGCCUGGCUCAAGGAAAAAUGA